Molecule: messenger RNA, 2226 nt
Organism: Penicillium manginii
Lineage: Eukaryota; Fungi; Ascomycota; Eurotiomycetes; Eurotiales; Aspergillaceae
Exons: 2
Coding region: 1-2226 (741 amino acids)
Molecular function (GO): protein binding
Source: RefSeq, a predicted model, not a curated record
AUGUUCGCAUUCAACAUUAGUUCCAUGGAAGGGGGUGGCUCUAAUGUCUUGCCGUCGGAAAAGGGCCUAAAGCCAAUGGUUGACUUGAAGCGAUCUCUCGAAGAUAGAAGCCGAGCGCCUCCAAAUUUCACGCUCGCGAGAGCUUUCCAGCUCUUCUUUUCUACCCGUGUCGAAACGCCAGGUUCAAUUAAUUUGUUCCAAGCUCGAUUGCUCUCCAUCACAUGGAAGCAUAUGAAGGCCCAGCAGAAUGAACUGGAUGAAAAGGAAUGGGACAAGGUUUUCUCGAUUGAGAGCUUGGAAAGGAUGCUGUUUGUGCUGUCUGAAUCGGAGUGUCUUCCCGAGGCGCGUGAUACAAUGCUCAAGAUUGCUCGUUUUGCCUAUCUCGAAUUAUGUGCCGACCAUGGCUUUGGUCCCAAUACAAUUAGUCGACCUGCCCUUCUCCUUUAUAUCAACCUUCUCUCAGUGAAUGGCAAACCCGAGGAAGCCCGACAGGUCAUCAUCAAUUUCGGAGGACAAUUUCGCGGUGCUAAGCCGUCACCUUGGUUGACUGUCUUGAAGGGAUUUGCCAUGAAGGAUGAUAGGCCUCAACUGCGUAAGGUUACGCAAGAACUCGACCAAUAUGGGGUGAAGUUUGAUCAAGAUUCCCAGGAGGAAUUGAUCAAUCUUCUUGCCGCUCAGGGACUGUUCAGUGCGGCCCAGACUGUCUUUGAAUGUCCUCUCGCCGGCAAUGGCGAGCCAUCUGUCGUCGCUAAGAUCGCUGUCGUCAAAUCUGCGAUUAUACACUCGGAACUUGAGUGGGCUAGGCCCAUAUUCCAGUCUCUUCCCCAAGGCCCGACUCCCGAGACUGCUGGUAUUACUCUUCUGUGGGAAGCCGCUCACGGCAGCAAUGCAACUGCGCUCGCCAAAAAGAUCAGCUCUUGGACAUCGAAAAAUCCUCAAAUCAAAGAAGCUAUCACAACUUCGGACUUGAAUGCGCUUAUCGAGUAUGCGAAUGCUGUGCAAAAUCCUCAGCUGGUCAUCGACCUUGAAGAGCAAGCUGAGAAGUGGGGUAUUAUGCCCAAUGAGCAGACCUGCCUACUCCAGCUUGAAUCCGCAAUCAAUUCCAACAAUGUCCAACGGACACUCAACAUUCUAGAGUCUACUGUUGACCCUAGUACUCUGGCUAGUGAUAAUCUUCCUCUCGCCAACCGACUCAUCAUCAUGCUUUGUGCCUCAAAGCAAAGCGGUGCUCUUUUUGAACGGAUCUCAGCUCUCCUCGACCCUCUUUUCCAAGACGAUGUCCGCCUUGACCCACAAACUGUCACUGCGCUUACGCGCAUGCUUCUCCACCGUCGCGACUUCGGCGCAGUCUCCGAACUGCUUCGGCCGCGACUGGGUACUUUUGAUAGUGAAGGCAAGAGUUUGGUUCGCAAUGCAUUGAUCGACUAUAUCAUGGAUCGCAACCAAAAAGACGACAAUGCAUGGACAAUCUACGAACUUUUUAAGGUGGCUUUCCCGGAGACAGGCGUCAGCACCCGGACAGAACUUAUGGGCUCGUUCUUCGACCGCAAUCGCAGUGACCUUGCAGCUUUGGUAUUCGGACACAUGCGCCAAGCAGAGGAUCUGUCACGCAGACCCAAGCCCGAUACAUAUGCCAGAUGUCUCCAGGGAAUUGCGCGUGCGGCUGAUCACAAAAAUUUGGAACUGGUGCAUAACAUGCUCAAGCUUGACGUUGAGGUUGAACUUAACACACGCAUUCUAAACGGCUUGAUGCUGGCGUACGCAGCGUGCGAGAUACCGGAGAAGAGUAUGGAAAUUUUCAGACAAAUCCUUCAGUCGGAUGAGGGGCCUUCCCACAAAACCCUCGCGAUCUUUUUCAAGGCUUGCGAGUCUCAUGCCGAUGGCACCCACGAGGCAAUGAAGAUGCUGAAGAAGAUUAAGAAGCUCGACAUUGAGAUUGAUCGUCGUCUGUAUAGCUCUUAUAUCGAGGCGCUUGCUGCUCAGUGUGAUUUCGACCUGGCCACUGAGGCUAUUGAUAAUAUGGAAGCUGAGAUUGGACUGGCCCCGACAAGCACGACAAUUGGUCUUUUCUACAAUGCUUCUCCCUCCCAAUUUGCGAAAGACAAGAUCGAGAAAUGGGCUGGUGAAAAAUAUCCUGAUCUGUGGGCGCAUCUAUCUAAGAUCAACCGCACGAACGGUGACGAGGGUCUUGAAUUUGAUGGUAUCACGAAUGAGACAUGGGUCUAA